GUUGGAUUGGCUGAGACAAUGUAAACUGACACGCCCGGGUGUUUAGGAUCCCAGCAUAAAUACUAACGAGCCAAUAAACAGACACAGCCAGUGACUGAAGCCAGCAAUCUGAUUUUGAAUACCAUCUGGUUUUACCACAUUGUCUCUAGUUCAUCUGCAGGAAUGAAGCUUUCCACAAUCCCUCCAUUGAUUUGCUGCUGAUGUGUGGACUGGAGAGGGGGGAGACAGAGAUCCCUACAUGGGCAAGAAGCUUACAGAAGAAGGGCAACCCAGCUCAGAAUGGGACUAGGACGUUUAUGUACUGUUAUGUUAAGGGUACUUAUCUUAAACAGAGCAGAUGUGAGACUUGUUUGUUGAGCUCAGCAGGUUCAAACUUUGUAAAGUUGGUGUUACUGGUGUGUGUUUGUGUGUGUGUGAAUGCACAGCUCUUUGACAGCCUUAUAAUCGCAGUGUAACACGGUGGUGCUUUUCCCUCCCACAAGACUUGACUUAAAACCUCACAAGCUGGCUGAUCAUAUGAUGUUGCUCUUAAUCGCCUGGAGGGGGAAGUACAAAAGUGCUUCUGUGAUACUUCACUGAAAGUCUGUGGCACUGCACAUCUGCAAUGACCCACCAAGAAGUUAAGACAAUAGAUAAAUAAGCAGGAUGGGAUAAAAACAGACCAAAACUGGAUUAACUGCUUUACAGGUGAUCUGUGAAUAGCAGCAGUGAAAGUCAAGAACUCAGACUGAUGGUGUUUUACAAAGUCAUCACCUCUCAUCCAGCAGCAGAGGACAUUUUGUAGCUGCAUAUCCGUUACGGCUUCAGCAUCUGAACGGACACCUGAACGGAGAGAAAAGCUAAUGGAGGAGGAAAACGAGUGCACUUCUCUGGCAGAUAUGACAGAGUCAGUACUUCAGUUGCCCCAGCAGGAGUCUUGGACUUCAGUAGAUCACCAGUGUAUCAAUGGAGAACAGGAUGCUGCAGUGUGGGGCGACACAGAGGUGCACAUCAAUCAGACAAAUGAAGUAGAUGAAGUCAGUCUCUCCUCGAAGGGAGGGCAACAGAUUCCUGAGGAGGCAGAGCAGUGGGAGCAAAUGAUAUGGCCGAUGCACUCCAUCACCUGCACCAGCCCUCCGCUUUCCUUCGCUACAGUGCAGUGGGACGUGCCUGACGCUUCUGCAGAAACGCCUCUACUCAUGACUGACAGCAGCUUGACGAAUGAGCUGUGCUCUGACGGUGUGACGACUCCAGAGAGCUCUUCUCCAUCGCUCUGCCAGCCUCAAGACGUUACUGCUGAGCUUUUCGAGCAGGACGACAACGAGGAGGAAGAUGAUUUUGACUCACAGCUUCUAAACUCAGAAAACCAAUGGACUGGAAAUUACUCUGAGCCAUGUGAUGCUGCAGAUGUGAAUGAACCGGAGACACAAGAAGAGGAAGAUUCAGCACAUGAGCUGUUAGACAGUAAUAAUGAAGUCACACAGAGGACAGACACAGAGGAAUUUGAGGAACACUCAGUCAAACCAUCUGAGCACUUAAUCAAUACUCCUGAGGUGGUUGAAGAUGACGUGGACGCUUAUGUGGAUGUAAAACUAGAAGAGGAACAGGAGGAGGCCUGCGAUCUGCUUACUGGACAGGAGGAAACCGAGGGAAUUCAAACUUCUGUAAAUGAUGUGAAAACGGAAGACGAAAACAAGGAUUUGAGUGAGGAUGAUGAAGAGUGCUUUGUGACUAAUGUAUCCAGCGAUGAAGAAAGUGAGAAAGCAAAUACUGCCAGCUUUUUGACAAAUGUGGAGAUAUCUGAAGAACCACUGCAAACAGACACUGAGCUAAACACACCUACGGUUAAGCUGAUCGAUCUACAGGAGCCAAAGCUUUUAGAGGACAGUAGAAAAUCAGGGGGCGAGGAGGAAUUAGGAAUACUGGAACUGCUACAUGAGGACCUCGCAGAUCAGACUGAAGAAGUAGACAUGUGUGAAGAUGUAGAUCAGAAUGUGGAGCCUGGUCAGUUAGAGACUGUGGACAACGAUGAAGAAACAUUGAUGGAGGAGGCAGAAAAUGCAGCAAGGACAGAAGACUUACAAGAAGACUUACAUGAAAAUCUGGAGGACAGAGAUAGUUUAGAGCAGCAAGAGUAUGGGCAAGGAGCUUCACCGGACAGAAUGGCUUCACUGGUGUCUGAACACUCUGAGGAGCUUGAAAUGACUGAUAAGCCAGAGCAGAUACCAGCGGAGGUGGCAUAUCAAACAAAAGAAUCAGACCUGUUAGGACAGUCCCAAGAGAAGGAAGUGGCAGAGGAGAUGGCUCAACCUAAAAAUGCAGAGCAGUCAGAGGAGUCUGUACAGACUGAGAAGACAGACUGUGUUGAAACUGACGACUCCAGAGUCACAGAUCCGCCACAACAGACAGAGCCAUCAGAUCAGGAUGAGCAAACACUGCAAACGACCGACACCUGUCAGCCAACUCUCUCUGAGCAGCCUGUCCCGACAGAGAUCACAGAUGAGUCAGAAAUGGCAGACCAGCUGUCUCCUGGCUCUGAGCUCAUACAGCAGCAGACAGAGGAGGCUGGUUUACAGCAGGUGGAAAAACAGGCUGAGAUGUGCGAUCAGGCUGAAGAUGCUGAGGUUACGGACAAAGGGGACGCACAAAAAGUUAUUCCAAAUGGGAAGGAACACAAAGCCCUGGACACAGCGGUGCCUUACAUGAACGGUGAGAUAGACAGAACGAUGGCCUGCUGUCUUGCUGAACAGCUCUUUAAGUUGGACGGAAUACCACGAGCAGAGGUGGUGAAGCACUUAGACAAAAAUAAUGACUUCAGUCAUGCUGUUGGAGAAGAAUACCUAAAAUUCUUUGAUUUCACUGGGCAAACUCUGGACCAGGCUCUACGAUCCUUUCUGAAAGUGGUGAUACUGAUAGGAGAGACUCAAGAGAGAGAACGUGUGCUGCAGCAUUUCUCCUGCCGCUUCCAUCAAUGCAACCCUGACUCCUUUAUCGCUUCAGGCGCUGUGUUGGCUCUGACGUGUGCUUUGAUGCUUCUCAACACAGACUUGCAUGGACAGAAUGUGGGAAAAUCAAUGUCGUCCUCUAAAUUUGUGUCCAACCUGGAUGGGAUGAACGAGGGAGGAAACUUCAGCAAGGACCUGUUGAAAAGUCUUUACAACUCCAUAAAGAGUGAGCCGCUGGAGUGGGCUGUCGAUGAAGAAGAACUGAAGAACUCUGUUUUGGUGGAUGAAGAUGUAUUUAAUGAUGCUCCUCUGCGCUCAAAAGCCAACCCCUUCCUGGAUGUUCCUCAUGACAAAAAGGCCUCUGUGGCCAAGCAGGGUUUUCUCCAGAGGAAGCUCCUUGCUGACAUCGAUGGCAAGCGCACUCCAUGGGGGAAAAGAGGAUGGAAGACUUUCUAUGGAGUGUUGAAGGGAAUGGUCCUUUACCUACAGAAGGAUGAUUAUCGCAGGGAUCACCAUGCUAACGAGGAGGUGGUGAGUGUGCAUCACUCUGUGGCUGAGCAGGCAGCUGAUUACACAAAGAAGCCACAUGUGUUUCGCUUGCAGACAGCUGACUGGAGGAUUUUUCUUUUUCAAGCCUCGUCCAAAGUGGAGAUGCAUUCGUGGAUCAGCCGCAUCAAUUUGAUUUCGGCUCUUCAUUCGUCGCCUCCAUUUCCAGCUGCGGUCGGCUCUCAGAGGAGGUUUUGCAGGCCCAUCCUCCCUGCAUCACAGUCUGCUCACACUCUGGAACGUCAGCUGCAGUCUUAUGCAGGAAUGCUGGAGUCCUUUAAGGCCGACUUAUUGUAUCAGCAGCAAAACCCUCCAGAGGGCAAGAAGGCUAAAGCCAGAGAUCUGGAGGAGCAUCGUGUUCGAACAGAGUACCUGCAUCACGAGAUGUGUCGCUAUGAGAUCUACAUCCAGAUGCUGGAAGCCUGGAAAAACGUGAAGAAGACAGGAGACAGUCUGUUGUGCACUACAGACCUGAAUGUAUUUGACAAAGCUGUGUGUGCUGACUCUGUGGGGGAGGAGGUUGAGGAGGAAGGUGGGCUAAAAAAGUCUCAUUCCAGCCCUUCUCUGGAACUGGAGCUAGCUCCUCCGACGGUGAUCAAAGUCAAACGUAAUAUCUCUGAGAGACGAACUUACCGCAGGACUAUCGUUCCUCGAAUGAAUAAAGAGGCCUGACAUAUGAUGAGCGGGAUUUUUUUGGCCCUUGAGAACACAUUUCUGUUGGAAGUUUCAGUUUGUGGAAGAAAAAACAUGUCUAAGUCUCACAUGAAAGUGAUUUCUUCUCCUUCUUUUUUUUUUACUUUUAUAUUGUGCAAUUUUACAAAAAUAAACCUCAGGGAAUCCACAACCCUAGAACUCUCUCGGGACGAAGCAGAGACACUGAUUCAUUUGUUGAGUGGCCUGAAAUAUCUGGACUGAACUGAUAUUUACGACAUAUUCCUCAAAAUGGAAGCAGCAUUUACAAAUGUUGAAGUGCCUUUAACAUGUUAACCACUAGAGGGUGCUGGAGAUCAGAACAUAUCAAAGAGUUUUACUUGCACUUUUCCUAUUUUUCGUUAUUAUUGUGUCAAAAAAAAAAUUUAAUUUGCUGCAUUUGAACAUUUAUUAAAUCAGUAUGAAGGACUUCUUUGUUAAAUAAAUUGUGUAACUCCCCUUAUUCAUUUAUAAAGAUAUAUAAACCAUCUUGUUACACAAUAAUAAAUGCAGGCUUUCAAAAGUA
Melanotaenia boesemani (Boeseman's rainbowfish) is the source of this 4686-nucleotide messenger RNA. Its product is annotated as PH and SEC7 domain-containing protein. NCBI's taxonomy places the organism in Eukaryota, Metazoa, Chordata, Actinopteri, Atheriniformes, Melanotaeniidae. Gene Ontology annotation, molecular function: phospholipid binding; protein binding; guanyl-nucleotide exchange factor activity. The transcript has 19 exons. The record is from RefSeq and is a predicted model, not a curated record. Gene Ontology annotation, biological process: regulation of ARF protein signal transduction. The coding region runs from base 843 to 4142 and encodes 1099 amino acids.